GUCCUGGUCUACCUUAGUUCCUCGCCUACUCGAUAAUCCCCCUCCUACAAAACCGCCCUCGUCUAAACAUGUUCCUCCAAUCCUCCCAUUCCACCAAGCCGAAGCUGAAGAACACGUAUACGCGCAAACGGUCUUUGACGCGGCAGAGCACUGCACCCGGAGCACGGCCAGAACCUGCAGGAGAGGACAACAGCACGCCUAUCUCCGCUGACGUGGACCGCAGCUUUGCCCAAGACGAGCAGAACAUGGCCGAUGCGCAAGAGGAUAAUAGUGUUGUGGGAGACGAUCAAGACGAAAGCUAUAUCACAUCUGCAUCUCAGGCUGGCGGUGGAGCUCUGGAUGAGAGUACUGUAUCGGGCGAGGCGAUUGAUGCGCAACUGCAGCUGGAAUCCGCAUCUGCUAGCAAGCUGCCGGCCGAUUCCGAAGCAGCUGACGAAGUAGCUGACGACGUUGCUGAAGAGGUGGACGGCGACGUGGCUAAAGAGGUGGAUGGCGACUACGAAGUCGAGUACUUUCUGGCAGACGACUACAAACAGUUUCCGGGCUCCAAGGCACCUAGAAGGGCCCUCCUUACUAAAUGGCUACAUUUUGACCUGGUGAGCGACUUGACAUGGGAGCCGGAGUAUCAGAUGAAAAGGGACGUGCCAGAACAUGUCGCGGCUUAUUAUGAACUAAAGACGGGAAAGGCCCCGCGAAGAAGUUCGCCGAAGGUUAACAAGCCUCGAGUUCGUGCGCCGAAGACAAGCAAAGCUCGAGGCCGCCCUUCGAAAAUCACGAAAGCUCCUCGAGGCCGUCCGCCAAAGGUCGGAAAAGCCUCUUGAUGAGCUCCUGGAAACUGGCUCCUAAUACUAAAAGACCUGCAAGUUGAAUGCACGAAGGACUCAGGUUGGCAUUACAGUGGUCGUGAUAGACUAAUAGGCUAAUGCCUCCCCUAAUCACAGCAAGGGAAAGGAGGAAAAGGAGGACAAGGAUGACGAGACAACAGAGAGGUAAUUGACGAUUCCCAAGACGUGUUUAAGCCUAAACAACCAGACUACUAAACUUGUAGCUACAAAAUAAACUACAUAUAUCAUCUGUACAAUUAUAUAUCACCUGUA
Amorphotheca resinae ATCC 22711 is the source of this 1097-nucleotide messenger RNA. RefSeq lists its product as hypothetical. NCBI's taxonomy places the organism in Eukaryota, Fungi, Ascomycota, Leotiomycetes, Helotiales, Amorphothecaceae. The record is from RefSeq and is a predicted model, not a curated record. Bases 69 to 821 code for a protein of 250 amino acids. The transcript is spliced from 4 exons.